Beta vulgaris subsp. vulgaris (sugar beet) is the source of this 1428-nucleotide messenger RNA. RefSeq lists its product as hypothetical. The transcript is spliced from 2 exons. Lineage: Eukaryota; Viridiplantae; Streptophyta; Magnoliopsida; Caryophyllales; Amaranthaceae. Bases 263 to 1063 code for a protein of 266 amino acids. The record is from RefSeq and is a predicted model, not a curated record.
CCUAUUUUCUUGUGUACUCAAAAACACAAAACCCCCAUUCUCACACAAGUCAGUAGUCAGUACCACUGACUUUUCUCCCUCUUCCUUCCUCAACUCUCUGUCUCUCCCACACCACUCUCCACUCUCACCACCCAUCACAUUUCAAACACUAGCAGAGAGAAAAACACAAAAACACAAAGAGAAAAACAGAGAAACACAAAGAGAAACAGAGAAACACAAAGGAAAAAACAGAAACAGAGAGAAAAACAGAUAAACAAAAGAGAUGGGAUCUGAAGUAGAAACAACUGAUACAAACACAAAUUCAACAACAACAACAAAAACAACAACAACAACAACAAUUCCAACACUUCCAUUAUUCUCUCUACUCCCUUUAAAAUCACACCAACAUUAUUCAUCAAAUCUGAAUUCACCACUCCACACUUCAGCAUCAGUACCCUUUAGUUGGGAAGAACAACCUGGAAAACCUUUACCUUGUCUUACACUUGCUCUUCCUUCUAACAACAACAAAUCUUUAGAGUUACCUCCUAGGUUACUCAACGAGACUAAAUUUACUAAAACACCCUCCCCAACUACUGUUCUAGAAGGUCCUUACAUAUUUUCUUCUUCUAAUGUAGGAAAGUCUUCUUCUUUUAGGUUCCUUAGAAAAAGACAAGGUUCCUUUGAUGGUUCCCUUAAUUUGGAGGACACUAGUCCUGAAAAAGGCUUACUUGGGACUAUUGUUCUUAGUCGUAGUAGCAGUAGUAGAAGAGAUAAUCAUAAUAAUCAUAAUAAGGGCUUGUUUGGUUCUUGGAGAAAAAGAGGUGGACAAAAUUUGAAGAGUAAAACUGAGGGUAGUUUUGUCUUUCCAAGUUUCUUGUCUGAUGAUGGUACUAGUACUACUACUACUAGUAGUAGCUGUGAUGUUGGUGGAGCUACUGUGAAGGUUACAAAGAUGAGUAAGAAGCCCAACUUCUUGGGGUUGUCAUCAAACAAGUCUAACUUCUGGGAAGCCAUAUAUGGGGCCUUCAAGCAAGUGAUACCAAGCCCCAGGAGAAGUACGAAGUGGAAGAAAGAUGCCUGGUAAUGCCAUUACUAUCUCUUUGGCAGCAACAAGUCUCCAUCAUAUUCCACCAACCCAAGUACUAGUGACAAACAAAACCUCUGCUGCAUUUUACUCCUCUAAUUAAAAGCUCUCUCUUCCCCAUUUACUCUCUCUUUGAUGAAAACGACGCGAAAUAGUCGAAUUUUCAAAGCUGUAAACAUGAAAGUUUAACCUUUCUGCAAUGUCUGUGUCUUUGUGAUAGUAUUAGAGAACAGCUAAGUUACUGGGGUAUGUAUGUUGUUACUUUAUAUGCUUAUAUAUCUUUUCCAACAUGUAUAAAGUUUUAUGGAUUCUUCUAAGUUAGCACUUAGCACUACUAUCUUAAAUAGUUAAAUUUUCACAGGUGA